This is a messenger RNA of Tripterygium wilfordii, 3499 nucleotides long. RefSeq names its product protein transport protein SEC23-like. The coding region runs from base 613 to 3252 and encodes 879 amino acids. NCBI's taxonomy places the organism in Eukaryota, Viridiplantae, Streptophyta, Magnoliopsida, Celastrales, Celastraceae. The transcript is spliced from 6 exons. Gene Ontology annotation, molecular function: zinc ion binding; GTPase activator activity. Gene Ontology annotation, cellular component: COPII vesicle coat; endoplasmic reticulum exit site. The record is from RefSeq and is a predicted model, not a curated record. Gene Ontology annotation, biological process: COPII-coated vesicle cargo loading; intracellular protein transport; endoplasmic reticulum to Golgi vesicle-mediated transport.
CCAUGGUGUUUCUGCCCUGUAAUUCUCUUCUCUUACAAAAACGCAACGCAGAGAAAGGCGGAGGACCCCGAUCCAAAGAGAGUCAAAAUUAUGAUAAUAUCGUAUCUUUGAAAUUUUAAAAGAAAAACACAGGAACGAGACUACUCCUUUUAGCUUCUCGAUUCUCUGCCUGUCCCUUUCAGGAAUUGAUUUUUUUUUCUUCGUUAGAUGUCAGUGUGGAAGAGGGAUUACUGCCGGCUGGAAUUGUGCAGAGGCAGAUAGCUGAAUGAUCAGGGUUUGAUCAAAUUCCCGUUAAGUGAUUUUGACUGCUACUGACCCGGGACGGUGAUAUUCGGUGCUUAUUUAGGGUUCUUGAUCAAGUUCUUGGCUGUAGGUUGGAUAUCUCGAACUGGGUUUCAGUCAAAAUUUAUUCUUGUUGCUUGAUUGUUUCUGGGGGCUUUAGAUUAUAUUGCAGAUUUUUAUUCGUGAUGUGCCCAAUAAUACUUUUCCUGUCAGUCGGAAAUUUCUUCUCUUUACCAUUCUUUCGAGAAUAGGAGUUGGGAGUGAAGUCUGGUACUUGUUUCAGAGUUCUUGAAAUUUUAUCGGUUCUAGUAAAGAAAUUUGAGAAUUUCAAUGGCCAAUCCACCUAAACCUUCGCUUGGAUAUUCUGUUUCUACAACUCCUUCACAAACAAACAGACAGACUCCUCAGUCAGAGAAAAGUCCAAUUCCACCUACUCCUCCUCCAACUUCAGUUUCACCUGUAGCACCUAGUAGAUUUCCCCCUCCUAAGUUGCAACAAGAUCAGAUACCUUCCCCUUCUAUUAGAAAUCUGAAUUUUCAAUCGCCAACAAAUGGGGUCAGCACUGGAAGUCUUGCUACUCAUUUAAGCACUCCUCCUGGCCCCCCUGUUUUUACUUCCCCCGUUCAGCCUGCUGCUGUGCCUUUCCGAACUUCUCCAGCAACUCCUCAGCCAUUUGCUUUCUCAUCAGGUUCAACAUUGCCCACAUCUUCACCUCCUCAUUUCUCAAAUGGGUCAGCUGACUUGCAACACCAGGUUCUGAAUGCUACAGAAGACUCGGUACCAGUUACGAAUUCACUGUGUGUUUUGUUCUCAGCUCAUAAGGUGUUGAAACAGAAGAAAGUAGCAAAUGUACCUAGUUUGGGUUUUGGGGCUUUGGUCUCUCCUGGGAGGGAGAUUUCACCAGGGCUUCAAGUAAUACAACGUGAUCCCCAUCGAUGCCAAAACUGUGGAGCUUAUGCAAAUCUCUAUUGCAAGAUUCUGCUUGGCUCAGGCCAAUGGCAGUGUGUGAUUUGUCGGAAACUGAAUGGAAGUGAAGGGGAAUACAUUGCUCCAAGCAAAGAAGAACUUCGAGGUCUUCCGGAACUGUCAUCACCUGUGGUUGAUUACAUUCAGACUGCAAACAAAAGACCUGGUUUUAUUCCGGUUUCUGAUUCCAGAAUGUCUGCACCCGUUAUCCUUGUUGUAGAUGAGUGUUUAGAUGAACCACAUCUCCAGCAUUUACAGAGCUCUUUGCAUGCAUUUGUUGAUUCACUUUCCCCAACAACAAGAGUUGGAAUUAUAUUGUAUGGCCGAACGGUUUCAGUUUAUGAUUUUUCAGAGGAAUCCAUGGCAUCCGCUGAUGUGCUGCCAGGUGACAAAUCUCCAACUCAGGAGUCAUUGAAAGCAUUGAUUUAUGGAACUGGAAUAUACAUGUCCCCAAUGCAUGCAUCUUUAGAAGUAGCGCACAAAAUAUUUUCAUCCCUGAGGCCAUACAAGUCGAACAUUCCAGAGUCGUCCAGAGAUCGAUGCCUGGGUGCUGCAGUUGAGGUUGCUCUGGCUAUAGUUCAAGGGCCAUCAGCAGAAAUGUCUCGUGGGGUGGUUAAACGAGCAGGAGGGAAUAGCAGAAUAAUUGUGUGCGCUGGUGGACCUAAUACUUACGGUCCUGGAUCCGUCCCGCAUUCUUUUACCCACCCAAAUUAUCCUUACAUGGAAAAGACAGCAAUGAAAUAUAUGGAGCAUUUAGGUCAAGAGGCUCAUCAGCACAAUACAGUUGUUGACAUCCUAUGUGCUGGGACCUGCCCUGUCAGAAUUCCUAUUUUGCAACCUCUUGCAAAAGCUUCUGGAGGUGUUUUGGUUCUUCACGAUGACUUUGGAGAAGCCUUUGGAGUGAACUUGCAAAGGGCAUCUGCCAGGGAAGCAGGUUCCCAUGGUUUUUUGGAGAUACGCUGUUCUGAUGAUAUUUUUGUUACCCAGGUUGUUGGUCCAGGUGAAGAGGCACAUGUAGACACUCACGAAACAUUUAAAAUUGACAAUGCUCUCUCCAUACAAAUGCUAAGUGUUGAAGAAACACAGAGUUUUGCUCUCUCCAUGGAGACCAAACGAGACAUCAAGAGUGAUUUUGUUUUUUUCCAGUUCGCAAUUCAAUUUUUAAGUUUCUAUCAAGCUGAUGUUUCGAGGGUGAUUACUAUCAGACUGCCAACUGUUGAUAGUGUUUCGGCAUAUCUUGAAAGUGUACAAAAUGAAGUGGCAGCAGUCCUUAUUGCCAAGAGGACCCUGUUGCGUGCGAAAGGUCACUCUGAUGCAAUUGAUAUGCGGGCAACAAUUGAUGAACGGAUCAAAGAUAUUGCUCUGAAAUUUGGGUCUCAGGUGCCAAAAUCAAAACUUCAUCGAUUCCCCAAAGAACUCUCUCUGUUGCCUGAGCUCCUAUUCCAUCUCAGAAAGGGUCCGCUCUUGGGAAGCAUUGUUGGCCAUGAAGAUGAGAGAUCUGUUUUGCGGAAUUUAUUUUUGAAUGCUUCUUUUGAUCUCUGUCUUCGUAUGGUAGCACCACGCUGUUUGAUGCACCGCGAAGAGGGUACGUUUGAGGAAUUGCCAGCUUAUGACCUUGCCAUGCAGUCUGAUACAGCUGUUGUACUUGACCAUGGUACAGAUGUCUUCAUUUGGUUGGGUGCUGAACUUGCUGCUGAUGAAGGGAAAAGUGCAGCAGCUUUAGCAGCUUGCAGAACGUUAGCUGAAGAGCUCACUGAAUUGCGGUUUCCAGCUCCCCGCAUCCUUGCAUUCAAGGAGGGGAGCUCUCAGGCUCGAUAUUUUGUUUCUCGGUUGAUACCAGCCCACAGAGAUCCUCCUUAUGAGCAGGAAGCAAGAUUCCCACAGCUUCGAUCUUUGACAGCAGAACAGCGGACAAAACUGAAAAGCAGCUUUAUUCAUUUCGACGAUCCUAGUUCCUGUGAAUGGAUGCGAAAUUUGAGAGUGUUACCACCAGAACCAAGCUAAGCAACUUUUUUUUUUAAAAAAAUUUGGUGGGAACCCUUAUCUCCAAAGAGGAAUUGUGCCUACUCUUGCGAAUGGAAAUCUGUCUCUUCUUUUGGCUGCCAAUGCUUGGCAGUAUAUUUUUCUAUUUUCGUUUUCAUUUUUUACAUAGAAACAUUUAUACUUGUCUUUGAUUCAAACAUUGAAUUUUUUACAAUUGUACCAUCAAUUAUGUUUCUUUCUAGAUUAAUAAAUCUCUCUUUUGGUUCAA